CAAUAGCUUCGAGCCUUGGUCAUUCCAGAUGAUCUGAGUAAGAUGGCGGCAGCGCCGACUUUGCCUCAGUGCGCAACCGGGCCCGAAGUGAUUCGUGGGCAGGUGUUCGACACCGGGCCGCGAUACACCAACCUCAGCUACAUCGGGGAGGGAGCUUAUGGCAUGGUUUGCUCAGCCCAUGACAACGUGAAUAAAGUCCGUGUGGCCAUCAAAAAGAUCAGCCCUUUUGAACACCAGACAUACUGCCAGCGGACUCUGCGUGAGAUUAAAAUCCUGCUGCGCUUCAAACAUGAGAAUAUCAUCGGCAUCAAUGACAUCAUCCGAGCCCCCACCAUUGAGCAGAUGAAAGAUGUGUACAUUGUACAGGAUCUGAUGGAAACAGACCUGUAUAAACUGCUGAAGACUCAGCAUCUUAGCAAUGAUCACAUCUGUUACUUCCUGUAUCAGAUCCUGCGAGGGUUAAAGUACAUCCACUCUGCCAAUGUCCUUCACCGGGAUCUCAAACCAUCCAACCUACUGCUCAACACCACCUGUGACCUGAAGAUCUGUGACUUUGGACUGGCACGUGUGGCUGACCCCGACCAUGAUCAUACCGGGUUCCUGACAGAGUAUGUUGCCACCCGUUGGUACCGAGCACCUGAGAUUAUGCUCAACUCCAAGGGCUACACCAAGUCCAUUGAUAUUUGGUCAGUAGGCUGUAUCUUGGCUGAAAUGCUCUCCAGUAGACCCACCUUCCCAGGGAAACACUAUUUGGAUCAGCUCAACCAUAUCUUGGGUAUCCUUGGCUCACCCUCUCCAGAAGAUCUGAACUGUAUAAUCAAUGUCAAAGCCAGAAACUACUUGCAAUCUCUGCCUCACAAGAACAAAGUUCCUUGGAACAGACUGUUCCCCAAGGCUGAUGGGAAAGCUCUGGAUUUAUUGGAUAAAAUGCUGACAUUUAACCCACACAAGAGGAUUGAAGUGGAAGCAGCUCUUGCUCACCCUUAUCUGGAGCAGUACUAUGACCCCAGUGAUGAGCCUAUUGCAGAAGCACCCUUUAAAUUUGAUAUGGAGCUGGAUGACCUACCCAAGGAGAAGCUGAAGGAGCUGAUCUUCGAGGAGACAGCCAGGUUUCAACCCCUCUAUCAGCAUUCCUAAACUACAAGCGCUUUUGCAUACAGGGCCAGGACUGCAGGACUGGACAUGCUCAGAGUUCGUUUGUUUCUAACUCCUCCUGAAUCCUGUCUCGUGCAUCUCAGCUUAUUCAUUGUACUCUCUCUAAAAACUCUGCUGUGGCACCUGUAACCGUGGAGAUUGUCCAUUCUGGAAGCCAUGGCAUUUUUUGCUUGCUGUGGACUCUUUCUCAACUCGGAGAUGAGAAUUCACACUCCAGCUGUAUUGGUGUUUGCAAAAAGUCUGAAAGAUGUACAGCCAGUGCAUACACGUUUAAUGAUUUACAUCCUAUGUAACUUAGCGAUGGUGUUUGAAAGAAAGCAGGAUUGAUUUAUUGAAAAUAUAACAGACACCUAUGAUUUCAAUAAGCACUUCAGUUUAGUUUUUUUAAACGCACUUGAGAAAUAUCAAAGUAUAACUGAUCAUUCAGUAUUACAACUGCUCAGUGUCUGGUCACCUCAGUGACGGGUCCGUUGCUUCAAAUCUUUAAAUGCAUCGUGUGGGAUUUCUAAACCUUGCUUGUUACAGUGAGAUCCCCCAGACUUAUUGAAAUGUUUAGAUUUCCAAUGAGAUGAAAAAAAUGUGACUGUAACCUGCAUUCUUUUAAACCAGUUUUGCUCUGUUGGUUGGCUGUAGAGAUUGUGUGUACUUGUACACUUUAAGUAUGGCUGCCCUGCUGAGGUGGUUCCCUCACUAAUAGGUCUUUUAUAGAUUUAAAAGUAAAUUACUGGUGUAUAUCCCUGAAAUAUUAUGUAAUGUUCAUGUAUAUCAAGGACACUAUUGUGUUUUACUCUGGUUUUCUUUUAAUGACAUUCCAUUCAAUAUAUUAAAAAAACUAAUUUGAUUCCAUUUCAGAAACUUCAACUUGAUAACAUACAUCUGAGUUUAAAGUCUUACCUGGUCAGUAAGAGGGUUCUGCCUCAUGUUGUCCUGUAAAAGUUUUCUGUAUUACGCAGUAAUAACUGACUCUAUCAGAGGAAGUACAAAUGGAGGAUGCUUUAGGUUGAGAAUGUUUGAUCAGUUGUGAAGGAAGCCUUGGUGAGUGGGUUUCCUUGAGAGCAGCUUAGAAUUCUAAGACCCUGUGUGCUUUUGCCUUUGAGGACAAAAGGUGCCGUAAAGAUUCCUGUCCCUUUUCUGUGUUUGCAGAGUGUUUGUGGAUGAAGCCUGUACAAUGUGGAGCUUUCUUAGCUAUAUUUGAAUUCAAAGUGCAGUGCCUGAUCCUUAGUCUCGAAACCUAUUGUGGUGACAAUUGCCUUGUACAAUUUACCGUGUCCAAGCAUGACUGUUAAGCUUUGUAUACAAAGACUGUCCAAGUGCCACACACCACACAUACCACGAACACCGCACCCACACACACCACAUACCACGCCCACACACACUGCAUCCGCACCACACCGUGCGCAAAUGCCACACUGCACACAUGCCACACGAUGCACGCACACACACCACACUCACGCAGACUCAUAGUAUGAAUAAAUCUUAUUGCUUCUCCGAGCUUCAUCCUAAUCCUCUCAUCGGUUUCCUCUCUGGUUUGCUUCCUGUAUAAAUCAUGUAACAAUUAGCUUUGUUCCUUUCUUUAUAUAAAAAAAUGCCGCCUUUUGCAGACUUUGUGAUGUAACUGUAUAGAGCACUCUGUUUCUAUCAUGUAACUUGUUCAGUUGGCUUUUUUGUUCUGAUUGGUCUGAACAUCUGAUAUAAUAAAUGGAAAAGCGGUUAUGGUUAAUUUUUAAAAGGAAAAGCCCUUGCAACAAUAGGUGUCAAAAUGUGAUGUAACCGCAUAGACAUACCUGAUUGUAUUGUGACUGGUAUUGGAUUAAGCAUAUUAUAUAUAUGGACAAACUUGUAGGUACAAAGAUUUAUUUUGCCUUAAGUUUUUUUCAAUGUUAUAUAUGUAAACAAAUUUUAACCUGUUAAUGAAUGUUCUUUUUGUUUCCAGCACAUACAGCUCUUGUAAAAUUCUUUAAAUCGGUGUCUCCCUGCAUCUUUUAAAUACAGUAUGUUCUAUACACAA
Molecule: messenger RNA, 3163 nt
Organism: Carcharodon carcharias (great white shark)
Lineage: Eukaryota; Metazoa; Chordata; Chondrichthyes; Lamniformes; Lamnidae
Gene: mapk1
Product: mitogen-activated protein kinase 1
Exons: 9
Coding region: 43-1137 (364 amino acids)
Biological process (GO): protein phosphorylation; intracellular signal transduction
Cellular component (GO): nucleus; cytoplasm
Molecular function (GO): MAP kinase activity; ATP binding
Source: RefSeq, a predicted model, not a curated record